Phytophthora infestans T30-4 is the source of this 933-nucleotide messenger RNA. Its product is annotated as GDSL-like Lipase/Acylhydrolase. NCBI's taxonomy places the organism in Eukaryota, Oomycota, Peronosporomycetes, Peronosporales, Peronosporaceae. The record is from RefSeq and is a predicted model, not a curated record. The coding region runs from base 1 to 933 and encodes 310 amino acids. The transcript is spliced from 4 exons.
AUGACAUCAUUCCGCGGUCUUCUAAAGUACUUCACCGUUGCAGCGUGUGUGCUGUGUUCGGUUAAGACAGUUUCAGCAGCGUCGGACUCUGGUUUCAAGAACCGAACGACGGUUUUGCUAGCGGGUGACUCGAUCAUGGAGCAAGCUACCGAGCCAUCCGUGGACGGCUUCAUUUCUCUUCUGGCGGGCCGAUACUCGCGCUCCGCCGAUAUGAUCGUGCGUGCUCUCUCGGGAUACAACACGAGAUGGUACCUUAAGUACGCGAUGCCCGGCAUCGAAGAAGAGAUCACGAGGGGUGACUACAACCCAGCACUUAUCACACUCUGGCUGGGUGCAAACGACGCAGUUACAAGCAAAAAUCUCAUCAAAAUUGUGGAGAAAUUCCAGGCAGUGGCACCUGACUCAAAAAUGAUGAUGGUUACCCCAACUCACGUCGGUGACGCUGCCCGAAAGAAAUUUGCUGCGGAGCGAACCGACUCCAAGAAGGGGUUGUUGGACCGGUCCAACGCGAUGAUGAAGCCGUACGCUCGCGCCUGUGUGGAAGCUGCAAAAGAGGCUGGGGUCUCCGUUCUGGACCUGUACUCGCACUUCGAUGCAAUGACGGUGACUGCGAGAGACAAACUGUUGGUUGACGGAGUUCACUUCAAUGCUGCAGGCCACUUGGUUGUUGACGAGAAACUGCGCGCUACGAUUCUAAAGGAGUUUCCUGAAGUCAACGACCUCCUCGACACGUACCAAUUUCCGAUUGUGAGCCGGUGGAUGAAGGACGAUCCCACGCCUGAGCGUUAUGGCUGUGAGACGAUGGAUGCACCUCGUCGCCAAAACAAGUACACCGUCAAACAGAGGCUGGAAGCGCUCGAGCAGGGGGCACUGGAGGGAUGCAAGCCUACCUCUCGGGCGCUAAAUAUUUCAUUGAGUAGACCAAAAGAAUAG